Messenger RNA from Cylas formicarius (sweet potato weevil), 1132 nucleotides. RefSeq names its product anionic trypsin-2-like. The record is from RefSeq and is a predicted model, not a curated record. Gene Ontology annotation, biological process: proteolysis. Gene Ontology annotation, molecular function: serine-type endopeptidase activity. The transcript has 4 exons. Lineage: Eukaryota; Metazoa; Arthropoda; Insecta; Coleoptera; Brentidae. The coding region runs from base 220 to 960 and encodes 246 amino acids.
CGUGCGAUUGAUUGUUUUGUUCGAUUUCGAUCUGCUGUACCAGAGUCGGUACGACCGGUCCAUGCAAUUUGUACUUUUGUUUUUUACGUAUAGUAAUACCCUCCGUUAGUAUAGUACAGUGUGUGUAUUGUUUUCGACGCUUCUGAACCCGAUGUGCUUCGGUAGAAACACAUCCAUCACAAAUUGCCCUGGUUUUCUACACAAUUAGAAGUUUGCAUUAUGGAAUUAUCUUCAAAGGGAUCAUACAGACGAAGAUGUGGAGCAACUUUGAUGAACGAACUGCUAGCACUUACGGCAGCACAUUGCGUUUUUAGUGGUAUGUACGUAGCAGCAGGUUUAAGUAGCCCGAAAACGAUCUAUGCUAAAGUAAUACAAAGUUAUAUUCAUCCAAGAUUCAGUCGGGCCACCCUUGAGGCAGAUAUUGCGAUACUAAGGUUAGAAGACCCCAUACGAAAAUCGCAAUACGUUGAUUACGUCAAACUGCCAUCUCGAAGUAUACCAGGCGAAGUUCAACACUGCUAUGGAGCAUUACUUAUGGGUUGGGGAUUAGCGAAGCCCGACCUUUUAUUCCCUAUGGACUUACUGCAGUGCGUUUACUUACCCGUCAUAACAUGGGCUGAGUGCAGACAUAUGUAUAGGUUUGUAAAAGACAUCCAUCGUUUUGCGGAUAAAGUAAUAUGCACGCUUUCAGAGGAAGGAAAGGACUCUUGCAAGGGUGACUCCGGAGGUCCCUUGAUGUGCGGCGAACAACAAAUGGGAGUGAUUUCGUGGGGAUUUGAUUGCGGUCAUCCGAGAUUACCCGGAAUAGCAACUAGAAUAGAUCGUUAUUUAAAAUUCAUCCACGAUGUGCGCCGAAUCGUUGGAAGAAGUUCCGCCGUUACGUUGCACAAGACUGGGUGCACGUUCUUAAUGAUUUUUUCAAAAUUAUUCCUUUAUUUCGUAUGCUUCGCAGGUCGUUAACAUUAAAAUGUACUAAUGCAGUUGUUUAACCAGUCAACCUCUAUUCAGACUUCUUAGGAUUCCAGAAAACGGAGAGAUAUUUAAGUUCCAUGAGUAGAGGUUGGUCACCAUUUUUGUAGUCGCAGUAUAUUUUUAAACGACCUUUGGAAAAGAUUAAUUCAUAGAAACAUUA